Molecule: messenger RNA, 2986 nt
Organism: Anopheles stephensi (Asian malaria mosquito)
Lineage: Eukaryota; Metazoa; Arthropoda; Insecta; Diptera; Culicidae
Product: insulin-like growth factor-binding protein complex acid labile subunit
Exons: 4
Coding region: 954-2663 (569 amino acids)
Cellular component (GO): plasma membrane
Molecular function (GO): protein binding
Source: RefSeq, a predicted model, not a curated record
ACUUCGCCCGGUGGCCGCGUAGUGUGUGUCCCGCACGGCACAUAAAUACAACCACCGGUGACAGUUGAGACAAACCGUCGGAACGUACCGGCAGCAACGUCGCGCGAACUGUCUCUUCUCGAACGAUCGCCAGAUCACAGUUCGGUACGCAUUCGCCUCCGUGUACAAAAGCCGUGUGAAAAGCCUUCCGGUGAAAAGGGGGGGGGGUCGAGUUUUUCGCGUAGUUUUCGACUGGUGUCCUGCUGUGUGCCUUUUAAAGGUGCUUAAUUUACCCCUCACAAAGAAAAACCCCCGCCCUCGGAACGCAUACCCGUUCCGUCCGUCGUGGUGACAAAAGGCGUAAUUGUAAGCUCGUGCGGUGGAAAACGGUGGAAAAGUUUGCCUUCUUCGUCAUCUUCGCUUGUCUAACCACGGAAUCGGGCGAACAUUCCGCACCGUGGUCACCGCGGGAACAUUGGUGCCAGACUUUUAGUUUUCGUUGCAAACACAAGCUACAACAAAAGCAUUACGUCGGGUACCGGAACAAGGAGGAAGUGAAGUUGGUUUGGAAAAUUUAGGGCAACAAAAAAAACCCUCAAUUUUUACGCCAAAAGUCACCGCCAGGUUUUCGUGACCGGUCGAAAGUGCUGCUACAGUGACAGAAAGAAAAAGUUCAGUGUUGGUUUUUUUGCUCACAGAACAAGAAAAAAAGAGUGCACAAGCAUUUUCCCGAUCCGUGUCAACACCUCCCGAGUGGUCGGCGGGUGGCAAAUGAAAACCUGUUAAAUAAUUUAAAUAAAAUUGGCAAAGUUUUAUCGCCGUUGCGGUGCUGGCGGACCGUGCUCCAACGUGACGUAACCUCAAAAAUUAAUACCACCGGGAAAAAGUGGUGGCGCAUCUGCUGGUAGGAUCUGAGCGGUUAAGUGCGUCUUGGCGGAAGAAAACUACCGAGCGACAAAUAGGACAGAGUAAACAUGGUAGAUAAAACCAUCCGGCGAAGGUGUCACCGUUGGACACUCCUUCGGGCACUACUAUUAUCUACGGUUCUGGGUAUCGUUCUGCCCUGGCCUAAUGGGGCUGCUAACGCGCUCCCUUACGGUAAUGCCGGCAUUGAGUUGGACCUGGAGAAUGAUGGUAUCUCCCUAACGGCUUGCUACGUAGAGGAUCUACGCAAUAUUCGUGAGCACAGCCAGAACCCGCUCGUGAUCGAGAUUAAUCACUGCUACCUGCAAGAGCUGCCGAACGCGAUCUUCAUACGCUUCAACGAUCUGAAAGUGUUGGAGAUAUGUGACAGCCGUGUUAACAACUUACAAGACUUUGCACUGAAUGGUCUGCGUAACAUCGAAUCGUUGAAUCUGUCUCGCAACAAUCUCACCACGAUAAAGUCAUGGAGUGAUCACAAUCUGGACACGCUGCAAGUGCUCGAUCUGCGACGAAAUCUCAUCCGCUCGAUCGAUGAAUUCUCCUUCCAUCGCUAUCCUUCGCUUGUAAAGCUUAAUUUGGCAGUCAACUUCAUCACAACCAUUCCCGAGGCAACGUUCAAACCGAUCACCAACCUGAAGAAUCUCAAUAUGGGUAAAAAUUUACUAACAACUGUGGGCGAGGGUAUUCUGCGAGGACUGAACAAACUGACGCACGUUGCGUUCCACCAUAAUCGCAUCCGCACGAUACAUCCAUUUGCGUUCGUGGGCAACAGCCAUCUGAAGGUGGUACAGCUGCAGGGUAAUCAGCUCAGCUCGUUUGAGCCGGAUCUGUUCGGAAACCUGCCCCGGCUUCAGUUCCUGAACGUGAGCAGCAACGAGCUGGAGACGAUCGGUAACUUGAGCUUCAAGAGCAAUGGCGAUCUACGGAUGCUGGAUCUCAGCUACAACCGGAUCGGACAUCUCGAGGACAACAGUUUCAAGGGAUUGUACGAUCUGGAGACGCUCAACAUCAGCCACAAUCAGCUGGAAACGGUCAGCAAAUAUGUGCUGAAGGAUUGUAGUAAUCUGCGCGACCUCGAUCUCUCCACCAACAAACUGGACUACGUCAGCCUGAAGCUAUCCAUCGCAACGCCCCGGCUCGUGCGACUCAACCUGUCCAGCAAUGCGAUCAGUGAGAUCGAACGUGAUGCUUUCGAAGACCUCCCGAAGCUGCACACACUCGAUUUGGCACACAAUCAGCUCACGGAUGAUAGCUUCCUGUGGCCACUGAUGAAUCUCAGCGUGCUUAACAUGAGCCAGAAUGGAUUCCGCAAGAUUAACGCAUCGCUGCUGGAGAGCCUUGCGUUGGCCGAGGUUUACGACAAUCCUUGGGACUGUCGGUUUCUAGUGCAGGAGCUGGUGCAUCAUAGCAGUAAUGUGAUUUAUGGUAAAAACUAUCUUGUGGAGGAUACGGGUCGGAUUCUCACCGCGACCGGUAUCGAAUGUACGGACGAACGGGGCAAGCAUCGUGACAUUGUGGUUGUGGAACCUCCGCCAAAACCUACCGAGAGUGAGCUUGAGUAUCAGCGGUACAAAUUCUUCCACGAAGGUCACGUUGAUACCCGUCCCAUACAGGACAACUUCGACACCAAGUCCACCGUCAUUUGGCUGAUGUCCGGUGCGAUCGCCGUGUUCGGUGCGUUCAAGCUGAUUCAGCUGCUUCUCCGACACUCGGAACAUCAGAGUGAAAAGUGGCGCCUUGCACAGCACCUUGAAGACUAGCGAGGAGCAAUGAGAAACUUCAUUGCACGAAAUCUCAACACUACCAUGGGUUCAAACAUUGCCGUGACCAGGAUUCGAACCUGGGUUACUACGGCCACAACGUAGGGUCCUAACCACUAGACGAUCACGGCUAUCGAGGAAUGUGUAUUAAAUGCAGUUUAGCUAUAAAAAUUUACCAAGUUAUUGUUGAAUAUUUAUAACUGUAUGAAUUCGUUUUAAUUGAGUAGUAAAAAAAAUGAAUAAACUAAUUUAAUCUAUUUAAAAUGAAAAUGUAUUACAUGGCUCCGACGGGAGCCUUAAUGCGAGCAGACCAUUUUAAAAUU